UUCGCUCAGAUCGAGGGUUUGGUUCUUCGUUGAACGUCUUAUGUGCCUGUUAUUAUUUUCGUCUUGAUGAUGAGCUCUUUUUCACAUGUGGGAGUGAUGCACCGAUGUGCUGCGGGAAAAAAAACACAAAAAAAAAGGGAGAGAGAUUAAAAAUGAAAUGAUCGUUUUCUAAUUGGUGGGCAAAUUUUGCCUUUUGUUCACUUUACUGUGUUUUUGGGGCAAAUUAUCCUCCGCCGCCUCUUCCAGCCGGCGGCGCUGCCCUCCGCUGCUCUAAGCUCUUAUCUGCCGCUACCGUUUGGGUGGUAUACUCUCCUGCUCCUCUAUCGGGAUCCGCCACUUUCGCAGGUCGACGCAGUUACAGAGUGCGGAGACCUUACACUGCGUGAUGUUCGAAACCGGUCAGAUUGACUCGGACAGACCGACUUGCUGCCUUCCCGAUUUCGAUUCAACUCGGACCCCUUUUCAUCAAUAGACUGGCCUGAUCGACCAGGCCGUUUCUAAACCUAGCUCUAGUUUCCCUAUUCAUCUCGGUCCUCUCUCUCAGCACUCCUGGACUGGAGAUGGCUUGGAGAUUGCUCCGGGUACUCCAACGAACCUCCUUUUCCGUCCCCACAAUCUCUCUCGCAAACCCUAGUUGUUCUCCUCUUUACCCGCCGGCCGCCUCGUCGCCUUUUCUUCCGAAGCUUUGGAAGAGAUCUCACACCGACGCUGCGCCUCUGCCGUCUCCGACUCAGGAAACGAGAGCGGGGACUGAAAGCGGGGACAGCCGUGGUGCCAAGUCGACCUCUUUCCGCUCCUCUUUGAAUGAGGCCGAGGUCGCCAAGUUCGCCGCCAUUGCUGAAACCUGGUGGGACUCUCAAGGUCCAUUCCAGCCAUUACAUUUGAUGAAUCCAACUCGUAUAUCUUUCAUUCGCUCCACACUCUGCCGACAUUUUAGGAAAGAUCCAUUUUCUGCUAGGCCUUUUGAAGGGUUAAAAAUUGUUGAUGUUGGAUGUGGCGGAGGCAUUCUGUCAGAGCCUCUUGCAAGAAUGGGAGCAACUGUUACAGGCAUUGAUGCUGUGGAAAAGAAUAUCAAAAUUGCUCAGAUUCAUGCUGCAUCAGAUCCAUUGACAUCAUCCAUUGAAUACCGUUGCACAACAGCUGAGGAAUUAGUUAAAGAGAAUGAGAAGUUUGAUGCUGUGAUUUCUCUUGAGGUAAUUGAGCAUGUUGCAGAUCCCUCAGAUUUUUGUAAAUCUCUUGCAGCAUUGACAGUUCCUCUUGGUGCUACUGUUAUCUCUACCAUAAACCGUUCUAUGAGAUCGUAUGCUACUGCAAUUGUUGCUGCAGAGUACCUCCUUAAUUGGCUCCCAAGAGGCACUCAUCAAUGGUCCCGAUUUCUUACACCAGAGGAACUAGUCUUGAUCUUGGAAAGAGCAUCGAUCUCUGUACAAGAAAUGGCAGGUUUUUUCUACAACCCAUUGACGGGAGAUUGGAGUCUGUCCGAUGAUACUAGUGUAAACUUCAUUGCUUUUGGUACCAGGAGAAACGAGUGAAUCUUCUACAUCGAUGAUCACAACCAAUUCUUCCUCGAUCCAGCAAUUCUAGCCG
Messenger RNA from Musa acuminata AAA Group (dessert banana), 1587 nucleotides. RefSeq names its product ubiquinone biosynthesis O-methyltransferase, mitochondrial-like. Gene Ontology annotation, cellular component: mitochondrion. Lineage: Eukaryota; Viridiplantae; Streptophyta; Magnoliopsida; Zingiberales; Musaceae. The transcript has 9 exons. Gene Ontology annotation, molecular function: 2-methoxy-6-polyprenyl-1,4-benzoquinol methyltransferase activity. Gene Ontology annotation, biological process: ubiquinone biosynthetic process. The coding region runs from base 561 to 1532 and encodes 323 amino acids. The record is from RefSeq and is a predicted model, not a curated record.